UACAGAAAUAGAACGGAAUAUAUGACAAGUUGAUAAACGCAAAAUGUCAAAGACAUUGAGUAUUUUUAUUUCGAGGUUGUUUUUAAAAUAUUAUUUCAGAAACAUUUUUCGAUAAAAGCAUAAAAUUAAUGUUAUAAUUAUGUGUUUAAGUGUCAAACAAAAUAGAUUUACGGUAAAUUAAAAAGUGCGCACCUGUAAAUAGUCACCAGCGUCAUGGAUAACGUAACGGAGAAACUUUUCCAAUGUUUUGGUCAUAAGAAAUUCAAAAGUGAACUGCAGGAGAGAGCUGUGAGAGCAAUCGCCCGAGGUGUUCAUGAUGUAUAUGUUUCUAUGCCAACUGGUUCUGGUAAAUCUCUGUGCUUUCAAUUACCUGCAAUGUUACAAGAUAAUAAAGUAGCAAUAGUUUUUUCUCCACUACUUGCUCUGAUAAAAGAUCAGAUUGACCACUUGACUAGAUUGAAAAUUUCAGCAGAAUCUAUCAAUUCUAAAAUGACAACUAAAGACAGAGAGAGAGUUUUGAAUGAUCUUCGUUCUAUGAAACCUAACACUAGGUUUUUAUAUGUAACUCCAGAACAAGCAGCUACAGGAACAUUCAAAUCACUCAUAGAACAUCUAGUCAAGUAUAAAAAAGUGUCAUACAUAGUAGUUGAUGAAGCACACUGUGUGAGUGAGUGGGGCCAUGAUUUCCGACCAGAUUAUUUGAAAUUGGGUAAUUUGAGAGAAAAAUUUAAAACUAUUCCUUGGGUAGCUCUCACAGCCACGGCUAGUGCAGAAGUAACUAAAGACAUAAUGGAAAAUCUAAAGUUAUUACACCCAGUUGCACAAUUCAAAACACCCAGUUUUCGGCGAAAUUUGUUUUAUGAUGUUGUUUAUCAGAAUUGUAUUGAAGAUGAAAUUACUGAUCUCGCUGAGUUUUUGAAAAAAUGCUUGAAAGAUGAAGACAAUGUUAAGCCAAAAGACAAAAAUGCUGCCAUUGUUUAUUGCAGAACUCGUGAACAAACUGAAGAUAUAGCUAGAAUGCUUUGUGGCAAAGGGAUGAAGGCUUUGGCUUAUCAUGGAGGGCUGAAAGGAUCAGAGAGAGUAUCAGUACAAGAACAAUGGUUCAAUGGAGAAUUCCCAUGUGUUUGUGCAACAGUAUCAUUUGGUAUGGGUGUAGAUAAGGCAACUGUCCGGGCUGUUGUUCACUGGGGCUUGCCACAAAAUGUUGCCGCUUAUUAUCAAGAAUCUGGUAGGGCUGGUAGAGAUGGUAAGCCAGCAUUUUGUAGAAUAUACUACUGCCGAAGUGAACGGAAUGCUGUGGAUUUUUUGCUGAAAUCUGAAAUAGCGCGCGCCAAAACUCCUGAGCAGAAACAACGCUGCAAAAAUUCUUAUAAGAGUUUUGAGAUUAUGGUGAAAUACUGUGAAGAUGUUGGGUGCCGGCACAAGACGUUCGCCGAGUACUUCGGCGAGGAGGUGCCGCGGUGCGCGGGGCGCUGCGACGCGUGCGCCGACGCGCGCGCCGUGCGCCGCCGCCUCGAGCAGCACAUGCGCCGCGCCAUGAGCGCCACGCUGCACCGCGCGGGCUUCGUCGCGCAGGACGACUCCUCCGACCUGUACGGGCAGGGCCGGGACGGGCAGAAGAGAGAAAUAGAGUCAUACUAUGGUGACGGAGGCGAUGAGUCUGAUGGAGAAAGCAGCAGACGUAGAGUUGCAGAAGAAACGAGAUCUCUAAUUUUAAAAGAAUUUGCUCAACGAAAGAAAAGCAUAGAGAAAGACAGAAGGAAUAAUGAUGAAACAGAAUCCGCAAAACAUUCAAAAUGUAAAGCUGCAGAUAGCACAAGCACAAAGGUGAAUGGCCUAACAGUGGCUACUAGAGAGAACUAUCUUUCUCUAUUAAAGAAUGCCUUAAACGAAAACUUAUCAGCAUUAAAAGGUGUCGACGAACCGACACGAACAUUAUCUAAGAAUGAUGUGGAACAGUGUGCAGUGGAAUUGGAGUAUGAUGCGUUUUCUAACAGUACUGUGAUAAGCUUAUAUCGGCGGGCUUUAACUAAAUUGAUUUCGAAUGUGAAAGCAUCAAAAGAUCAACUGUACCCGUAUCUCAAAGAUUUUGAACCUAAGAAAAAAGAAACACUUGUCGAAUUUGUCAAAGAAUUUGAGAAGAAAAAGCGGGAAGAGUCGCAAAAGGCACACGGUUUCGUAACAGCAGCUCAAUUAGAAAGUGGACAAAUUGAGGUGAAAAAUGAAGCAAGAGAACUCUCAAAAGCUGAUAAAGAAACAAAAAGAAAAGCAAAUUCUUUCAAAAAAGAUCCACUUACUCAAACCAAACUUAAUAAUUUCUUCACCUCAAAACCAUCACAAGAAUCUCCCGACUUAAGUUCAAGCAACAGCGAAGACGAUUGUGGUCUUGUAAUAGACGAAAACAUAAAACCAGAUCCCUUGGACUCUACGCUUAAACUUGACAAUACUGAUGAUAAUGCACUGGAUAGUGAUGAUAAUGAUUGUACAUUAAAAAUUGACGAAAAUCCCGCGACUGAAUCUCCAAUAAAUAGAAAAUCUAGCAAUAUACAAUCAAAAACCUUCGUUAUAAAUAUAACUUUGCAAGGAGUUCCAAGUAAAAGCACAAAUAACGACACGAUGAACAUUGAUGAAACAAGCAAAAGCAAUGAUGAAACUACAUCAAAAUCCCCUAAAAAAGGGAUUGUCCCGUCAAAAAGAAAAAUAAAAGCUUUAUUUGGCGAAUCUUCGGAUGAGAGUGAUUUCGAUUUAGAUUCGCAUAAACAUAAAAAAUCUAAAGUUGUAAAAGAUAAACAUAAAGAAAAGCACAAGCAUAAACAUAAGGACGAAAAAUCAAAACAUUCGCGACAUCGUAGCAAAUCUGAAUCUGAAAAAAAAGAUAGGAAACGUUCGUCUAGUGGUACUAACUCAGAGAAGGAAUUAGUUAUUGAUGAAAUAUCUGUAUCAAAUGCUCCAGAAAAAUCUUCCAAAAACAAGGUUGAGAAAUCUACUGAUCAAGACACGACACUGAAGCUCGUGGGUGAUAAAGAUAUUAAUAAAAGCAAAGAAGAUAAUGAAAUAGAUUUGGCAAAUGUUAGUAUGGAGCAAUGUGAGAAAAUAGAUUUAGAUGAUAAAUCUCUAAGUGAAGCAUACAAGUUAAGUGUAGAGGCUGAUAAAGUUUUGAAAGAAUUGCAACAGUUUGCAGAAAUGAAACCUGAACCUGAAAUUAAAGCAGAAGUAAAAGAAGAUUCAGAGAUAAUAAAACAGAGUAACUCCAAUGAGCCUGCAUCACAAAUAGCUCUGGGCUCCUCUCAAAACUCUUCCGAUAAACACAAAUUUAAGCAUAGAAGGAAGUCGCCUACAGAUAAUGGGGAUAUUACUGAAAAACCAAGAGAAACCCAGCCAGAAAAAGAAAAGCAUGUCUCAGAAGUUCUAACAAAAGCUCACAGGAAAGAAAAAGAACUGAAUCACAAGUCUGAAAUAUCCAAGAAGCAUCACAAGCAUAAAGAACACAAACAUAGAAUAGAUAUAUCUGUAAAACACGAAAGAAAACAUAAAGAAGAGAAAAAACAGAAAAGCGAAAAGGUCGAUGUGGCGGGAUUAGUUGUUAAGUUAUUGAUGCCUUACUAUAAAAAGAAGAAAAUUGAUAACAGAGACUUAUUUAAGGUCACUGCUAGACAUAUCGUUCAUCAACUUCUUGCUAUUCAAGUUACAGAGGAAGCUGCUAUCAACAUGUUAUUAAGGAAAGCUUUCAGCAAGGACAUUAAGAUAGAAAGUGAAAGUGAUUUAAACACUAAAUUAACGUUAAGCAAUGUGGUUUAAUAUGAAGUUUGUUAAUUAAAUUAUUAUAAGUUAAUAUUAAGAAUUAUUUAUACAUGAUAAUUAUUCUUGUAUGUCGUUUAAUAAUUACAUUUAAAGAGUUGAAUUUUU
Molecule: messenger RNA, 3906 nt
Organism: Zerene cesonia (dogface butterfly)
Lineage: Eukaryota; Metazoa; Arthropoda; Insecta; Lepidoptera; Pieridae
Gene: RecQ5
Product: ATP-dependent DNA helicase Q5
Exons: 11
Coding region: 214-3798 (1194 amino acids)
Biological process (GO): double-strand break repair via homologous recombination
Cellular component (GO): chromosome; cytoplasm
Molecular function (GO): ATP binding; nucleic acid binding; 3'-5' DNA helicase activity
Source: RefSeq, a predicted model, not a curated record